CAGGAUAAUUAACAAAAUAAAAAUAAAAAUAGAAAAUAAAAACUUGUUCAUGGAACAAACAAACUAUACCCUAGUCGAGAGAUGGGAUUGUUGUCUAGCUAUUAAUGAGUUGAAUCCAGCGUGACUUGCUAGCUAUUCAGUUUGUUUAAUAGGUCCGUUGAAAUUACUUGUACAUCUAUGAAAUCAGUUAUAUACAUGUCAUUAUUAUUAUGAAGAUUUGUUAGUAAACUUUGGUCAAAAUUGGCUAUGCCCUGAGUUAUGUAUUACGGUAUAUAUUAUUAUUAUUAUUUAUUUAUUAUUGUUAUUAAUCAAUUCCCGAUUUAAAGAAUGCUUUUGUGUAUCCCGAAAAUGAAUCGUAUGUAUUUAUGCAUCCACUUCAAAAUAAUACUCUCCAAAAAAGUUUUUAAGUGUAUAUUAAAGCAGACCUGAAUCUUAAUUCAAGUCUCCGUUGGACGUCUAUGCCAAUUUCCGCCGCACCAAUGGCCAUCAUCACUGAAGAAGAUCCUGAUUCCCCAGUCCCCCCGCCCCAACUCCGCCACCGCAAGCCCACCGCCGACCCCCAACCUCCGCCACCAACUUCGAAUUCCAAUUCCAAUUCCGAUUCGAAUCCGAAUUCCCCCAAUUCCACGAAUCCAUUCCACUUCUGGCUCUACUUCAUCCUCGCCGUCUCCGCCGUCGUCCUAUUUUCCGUCCUCCUCUCCUCCCUAUCCUCGCCGGACCCCCGCACCUGGUUCCUCAACCUCCCGCCCAAUCUCCGCCACCAUUACUCCACCGGCCGCACCAUCAAGGUCCAGACCGCUCCCAAUCGCCCCCAAAUCGAGCUCUUCUCCAUCCAGAACGGCAACGCCGAUUCCGACAGCCGCGUCCUCAUUAUUCACGGCCUAGGCUGCAGCUCCUUCGCGUUCCGGCACUUAAUCCAAUUUCUAGGGCACAGAAAUGCGUUCGCGGUCGCGAUCGAUCUCCCAGGCUCCGGAUUCUCCGACGCCGCCGUAGCGGCGGCCGAAGACGCUGCCGAGGGCGGCGUAGGGCCGCUGGAGACUCUCCGGCAGGUGUAUGAAGACAUUAAGGAGAAAGGAUUGUUUUGGGGAUUCGAUCAGCUCGUCGAGCAAGGCUACAUCGAUUUAGAGGCUGCGGCGGCGCCGAAGAGAGCCGCCGUGAGGCCGAUCGAAUUCGGCGCCGAGGAGAUGGGGAGGCUGCUAGGGCAGGUCGUGGAGACAUUCCGGCUAUCGCCGGUGGAUUUGGUGGUGCACGAUUCUGCUCUAGGGCUGAGCUCCGGCUGGAUUUCUGACAAUCCUGGAUUGAUUAGAAGUCUCGUGGUGCUCGACGCCGCCGCUGGCCGGCCGGCAUUUCCGGCUUGGGUGGUGGCAGCACCGAUAGUGAGGGAGGCCAUGUUGGGGAUCGAAUUCAUGUUCGAGAGGGUACUUGCAUUGUGUUGUGUGAGGGAGGUCGGGAGGGAGGAGGCGGAGGCUCACCGGAUUUUGUUGAAGGGGAGGGACGGCGGGUGGGCGGUUGCCGGAAUGGGGAAGAAAUUGAACGGUAGUUUCGAUUUGUCGGAAUGGGGGAGUUCGGAGAGCGUCAAGGGGUUGCCGGUACGAGUGAUUUGGUCAGGUGGAUGGUCGGAUGAAUGGAUUGAGGAAGGUCGGAAAGUCGCCGGAAUCCUUUCAAAAGGUAGUUUUGUGACACAUUCCGGCGGGCGAUGGAUGGAGGAGCGAAACUCCGAGGAGGUAGCGGAGAGUAUUCACGAGUUUGUAUCUUCUUUACCGAAGCCUACGAGGCAAGUUCUAGAAGAACCUCAGCCCGAAAACAACCACCGGGAGAUGUUUAGUGAAGAUCGUGGCACCGGCCACCACCACCACCACCACGGCGGCGGCGGAGGAUACAUGGAUGAUGCGUAUGGGAGUAUGGAUCAUGGAUGGGGCAUGUGAUUUUUCCUUAAAAUUAUUGAUUGAGAGUUGCUGAGUUGAGCGGAUAUUUAUUACUGCUUUCUUGAUGGUUGUUACUGUAGAGUAGAGAACUAUUGUAGCUAAACGUUGUGUUGUUUUCGUGCAACCUCUUUUUUAUUUAUAAUACAUAUAUUUAGUUUGAGCUGGAA
Andrographis paniculata is the source of this 2092-nucleotide messenger RNA. RefSeq names its product protein AUXIN RESPONSE 4. Bases 459 to 1925 code for a protein of 488 amino acids. The record is from RefSeq and is a predicted model, not a curated record. Lineage: Eukaryota; Viridiplantae; Streptophyta; Magnoliopsida; Lamiales; Acanthaceae. The transcript is spliced from 2 exons.